Miscanthus lutarioriparius is the source of this 2004-nucleotide messenger RNA. Lineage: Eukaryota; Viridiplantae; Streptophyta; Magnoliopsida; Poales; Poaceae. The record is from the annotation of a GenBank genome assembly.
AUGUACGUACCAGGGACUUCAAUUCCUCAGACUGAGGAGGGAGGUGAACAAGAACAACUUGGCAGUUCUAGUGACAGCGACGAAGAGGAUGAUGGCGAACAAAGAGACGAUGGCCAUGUUGCCAGUGCCAGCACAACGGAAAGACAUGUGGUAGCUCCAGCUGAAAGGAGAACCAGGAGCGGGACUCCUCACAGAAGCACACAUUUCGUUGUUUUCAUAACUCUAAUUCCUACACUAACUGGUAUUCAUAAUGCCAUUUCUCUGACAUCGGUGAAAAAAAGAAGGCUGAAAAAAAGAAGGCUGACAUCGGUGCAGCUGCAACGGCCAUCUUCACAUCCCAGUUCAUCUGUUGAGAAGAACCCAACUUUUGAUCAAGACAUGUCUCUUGAAUUGCUUACUAAGGCUUUAGUCUCCAACCUUUGCUCCUUUUCAUUGACAAGCACUACAAAUUAUAGGCGAUUUUUGGCUGGAAUCUGUCCUACAUAUGACAUGGUAUCGGAAUCUGCUAUUCAAGAGAAGUUUCUCAGUAUUUUUCAGAACCAAAAGCUGAAGCUGAAGGAGGAAAUAUCACUUGCACCAGGGGGAUGUUUCCUGACACUAGCAAAGUGGGUCCUUGGAACUAAAUACUUCUUAUGUGUGACGGUACAUUUUAUUGACAAAGAAUGGAACAUGAUUAGAAGAAUCAUUAGAUGUAGCAUUGCAGGGAUUAAGGAGGAAAGCAUGGAUGGUUAUACUAGCAUGUUUCCCGAUUUUCAGUCUUACCAAAGUUUGGAUAAUAGCUGGCAUUAUUAUGAUGAGGAUGCAGAACCUGACGCAAAAAUAAUAUUAAAAGAAGUAAUCCAAAGUUGGAGUCUUGACGGGAAGCUUAUAGGAAUUUCAUUCCCCAUGUCAUUAUUUCAUGCAGAUAUAUCGGGCUUGCAGAAGAAUCUUACAGAACCUAAUUAUCUUGUCAGAAACAACUUACUAAGUUUACCUUGCAUAACAGAAUUUCUCGGUAAGAUUAUUAGUUUUUCCAAAGAUGGGAUUGUCCAAAAUCUAAGUAAGGACUGGUUUAAGUACAUGACAUGCUCCCCACUGCGUACGGAAAAAUACAAAGAAAUCCUUCUGCAACUGCAAAUAAACCGACCCACUUUUUGUUCCCAGCAAUGGUACUUGGCUUUCUACUCCCUGGAGGCUGCUCUGCAAUUUCACAAGGUCUUUCCAAACCCUGAGCUGAUAGAUUCAAAAGCUUAUGCUAGGCCAUCUCAUAACAGAGUACAGGAUACAGAGGAUUUUUGUAAUAUUGCAAGGCUGGUUUAUGACGCUAUUCAACAAGUGGCGUCCAGGUCCAGCCCAAGCAAUGUGACAUUGAAUUCAAAUUUUCACACAAUUCGGAACUUGAAGAUAGCUCUGACGAGGUCAUCUGAAAAGGCACAAAAUCUUUUUUAUCAUGAUUCAAUGAUGAAAAAGUUUGAUGAGCUUUGGGAGAAAUGGUACCUGUGGCUAUCUUUGGCUGUCGUUCUAGACCCAAGAUAUAAAAUCAGGUUUCUUUAUCGUUCCUUGAAAGAAGCUUUCGGUGGUGAUGCUAAAAAGUACACGCUCGAAGUGCGUGGAAAGAUUUGCGAGCUUUCUUUUCGGUACUCUUUUCAAGCUAAUCAGCAGAGUGGCGAGUGCUCAAAUGACAGCAACACUGAAGAUGUACCCGUACAUGAGGAACUGGGAGAGCUCAACCACUACCUUGAAGAGGAAUGUGUUCCUGAAAAUGUUCCUUUCGAUAUUCUGAAUUGGUGGAAGGGCAAUGCUUCGACGUAUCCGACUCUUGCCUUGUUGGCACGCGACAUCUUAAUGAUACCUGCAUGCGUUGUCUCUGCUGAAUCUGCAUUCGAUGAAACUGAUGAACGGGUGAGCCUUUUCAAUCGGAAACUGAGUCCUGAAGUAGUUGAAGCCCUCAUCUGCACCCAGGAUUGGAUCAAAUCUUCAGAAACAAAGGACGAUGUCUGUGGAAACACAAACAUGCCAGCUUAA